This is a messenger RNA of Strongylus vulgaris, 392 nucleotides long. Lineage: Eukaryota; Metazoa; Nematoda; Chromadorea; Rhabditida; Strongylidae. The record is from the annotation of a GenBank genome assembly.
AUGGAUUUAAAGAUCAUACAACGCAAUGUCAGGACGAAAGCCUUACCUGUACUAAGACGGAUAACGAGCACAUCCGGUGUAGCUCUGAACACACUAUCCAACUUCUAUCAUUCGCAACCACCAGGAAGACGCGAGGAGGUGGGUAGUCCCACUCGAUUGGGUGUUAGUCAAAUGACGUUGAUCAGUAACACUCCUCGUGGCUCAAACUGUUCAAGCAUGCCGACAAUUGAGACCGACAUGCCGGACACCCCACGAAGGUCAUCUCCUCGUGUCUCGUUCCAAGACAACGUCUCAUACUGUUCACGACCGUCAUCGGAUUCGGCAAGACCGUCAUUUGGAUGGUCAAAAAGAGUAUCUUCGAUUCCAGAAGUGAGUUAUAAUGUUCUGUGAUA